GAAUGGAGAGAAGAGAGACGCAGAGAGGACACAAUGGAUCAAGUAAUGCAAUUUGUGGAGCCCAGUCGGAAAGAUUCGAUCAGACUUGUGAAAAGAUGUACAAAGCCAGACAGGAAAGAAUUUCAGAAGAUUGCUAUGGCAACGGCUAUUGGAUUUGCCAUCAUGGGAUUCAUUGGAUUCUUUGUGAAGCUCAUCCACAUCCCAAUUAAUAACAUUAUUGUUGGUGGUUAGAACUGACUCGAUGGUGUUGAGAUAGAAAACGAAGAUGGGAGGACAGCAAGGAACACUUUAUAUUUUGUGCUUCAGUCAAUAAAACUUGUUUUGAUUUGUACAAUGAA
Messenger RNA from Amblyraja radiata (thorny skate), 338 nucleotides. Its product is annotated as protein transport protein Sec61 subunit gamma-like. Gene Ontology annotation, molecular function: transmembrane protein transporter activity. Gene Ontology annotation, biological process: protein targeting; intracellular protein transport. The record is from RefSeq and is a predicted model, not a curated record. Lineage: Eukaryota; Metazoa; Chordata; Chondrichthyes; Rajiformes; Rajidae. Gene Ontology annotation, cellular component: membrane.